Messenger RNA from Lolium rigidum, 1443 nucleotides. RefSeq lists its product as uncharacterized. Gene Ontology annotation, molecular function: protein binding. The coding region runs from base 370 to 1170 and encodes 266 amino acids. The record is from RefSeq and is a predicted model, not a curated record. The transcript has 2 exons. Lineage: Eukaryota; Viridiplantae; Streptophyta; Magnoliopsida; Poales; Poaceae.
AUUUUUCUCUCCCCUCCAGCCCACUGCUGCGUGGCGACGAGCUCGUUGCUCCCCGCCGGCGUCUGCGCUGCCUCCCGCCGGUCGAACCGUGCCUCUGCUGCUCCUACCGGAGGCGUCUCAGGCGCUCGUCGUUAUCAUCCGUCGAAAUCUCAAGAGGAGCAGAGGUAGGCGGAGAUCGGCAAGGGAGCACCUCGCUGUGAUUUCAUGGCCAUUCCUUGCGAUUCCCGGCGAUUCACGGCGGCUACUGCGGAAAGGUCAUCUAUACAUUGAAUGAGAUUUCGGGUCAUCAAAGAUAGUUCACGAGCAGAGCACCAGCCUUGUCAGGUACCGAUGCUGACUCGGUGAGGAACCACAUUCAGAAGUUAGUUUAUGAACAGAGCACUAGCGAUGUCAGGUAUGGAUGGUAUGGAACCACCUUCAGAGGUUUCUGCUGAUCCAUCACGUUCACAGAACAUCAUUGACGAGGAUGAUGAUUGGGUGAUAGUCAAGAAACAGCGGGUCACCAUAUUGAUCCCUCCACUAUCACCUGCAGCUGCAAGCCCUCAAGCUGGUACACUCAAAAUAAGUUCCAGACUAACUAGCCUACCAAGAAUGAGCAGGAGGAACUACCAUGCCGCCACAAAAAAACAGGUUACUAUGAAGAAAUUUCAGGAGUCCUCUCUUGAGGUCCUCGGAGUUGAUGGCAGAAUGAAGACAGCUCAAACCCAUCCUUCUGAAAAUAUUGUCAAUCAAGAUUAUGCAAUGAUGAGGGGACAAUCGUCACGAAGUCCUGCUGCCCCUGUUGUAAAGUCUGACUGGACUAAACAUGCAGAUCAUGCUGUUAAAGGACUGUCUCAUCAGGCUGCUGAGAUAGCAACAAGUUCACUUCAAAACACAUAUGAGCUCGGGCUGCCAAUUAUAUCUUCACCUCUCACAAAUAAGGUAUUGCGAGCACGGCUUCUUCAGAGACGGGUUGUUCAGUUUGGUGGCCUGAGGAAUUGGCUUUUGACUUGUGGUCUUGGAUGGUUUAUCAGUAUAUUGGAUAAUGAAGAGAUGGGGAUGUAUCAGAUAGUCUCUCUUACAAUGAACAAGCUGAAAGAGAUGGGUCUUAUCGCCGUAGGACCACGGAGAAAAUUAAUUCAUGCUAUUGACAGCCUCUGCAAGCCCCGCCAGUUUGAGAUGUUUUCAUGAUCUCAAGUGUUUUCAGCUGGUUAUAUGUUUUGAUGGUAAUCAGUUCAAUGACUGCAGCCGUAUGCAAAUCUAUUGAAUGGUUCAGUGUUUUGUUGCAACCUAGAUCACAAGAUGCAACUAAUGCAAAAGGAAAAUUAGAACCUGCACUAUGAAAUGAUCCAUUAUAAGAACAUUUCACUACAAGCAGUUGAUGUCCUGUAAAUGAAGAUAUGGGGUGGCAUGUAAAAAGACUUCCUUUCUCUUGCAUAUAUGUUUUUUGCUCUCUUUUGUGUC